Molecule: messenger RNA, 3714 nt
Organism: Paramuricea clavata
Lineage: Eukaryota; Metazoa; Cnidaria; Anthozoa; Malacalcyonacea; Plexauridae
Source: the annotation of a GenBank genome assembly
GCUGCUAUCGUUUCAACGAUGGCGGGACAAUGCGAACCAUAGGUUAUUACGGUUUUGCACAUGCAUGUGAGACGGACUGCACUAUAACGUACAAAGUAAUCGCUCCGAUAUAUAUUCAAAAUAGUCGUUGCUCUUUAUUGUGGAAAAAAUCAAGAUUUUUAAAGGAUAAUCAACUCUGGCAGCAAGUUUCUGGCAAAAUUGAAGGAUUGACAUUUUCACAGAGUCAGCUGUUUAGGGGAGUCGAAAUAAAGGUACUUGAUGUUUCAGUUUUUAACCUAUCAAAAUCGAGUAUAAGGCCUGUUUUAUACGUCGAAUUUCGGUCGCGUCGAAUGCUAUUCAAACAAUUGAUAAUAAAGCUUAAUGAGGUUUAUCAUCUCAUCAUCUAUUGUUUUAAUUGCAUUCGACGCGACCAAAAUUCGACGUAUAAAACAGGCCUAAAAAGUGACUAAAAUGUGAUGUUAAUCAUUCAGUCCUGCAAGUUAAUACUGUUACUUUUCUGUCUCGUGAACAGAUUGUGCAUGAAGCUGCGUAAUAUUUUCAGUAUUAUACAAUGCUUGGGAUUAAGCAUCAGGCGGACUCGCUGAUCUGCUCUACCUGAACGUAACUUGUUCAGUUUACUUCUUAAUAAUUGUUUUUUCAUAAUUAAGAUUACACGUGAUGCGUACCUCAAGUGGAGUGGUACAAUUUUGAAAUUAGAAGUGGAAUGCAAAUCUCACAACACAAGUGAACAGCAUUGUGUCUUGAUGAAGUUUUACUCAACUGACAUUCAACCCUCGGUACGGCAUAUAUAUGUUUUAUAUGAUAGGAAUUGCUUAUAUAUAACAGCCGGACUGGCGCGGUUAUAGCGAGAAAGCGCGAUGGGCUUGAUAGCCGGGAUGUAUUUGUCUUGUGUUUAUAUACAUGUGUGAGAAAAUGUCAUCCAUCUGCGCCAUCUCUUUGAACUUUUUUCCGGCUGAUUGGCGAGUGUUGAUAUAUGGAGAACGUUUCAUCCCGGUAAGCGAAAUCUCGUUUUUGUCAAGUGAGAUUUUGGAGCUCAGUUGUCCAUUCCUCUCAGAAAUAUUACCAAUGUUUCCAUCUUUAUGAAAAAAAGUGGAAUAGAAAGCCUUCCUAAAUAAUUGACACACUGUAGUAAUAUUGUCUUACAAUGCACUUUAGUUAGCGUAAUGUCACGACUAAAAAUGUUCCAAUCAAUGCCAAAAUUUGUCUAACUAUAUUGGCUACAAAUAAUCAAGUAUCCGUACAGCAAAAUAUUAAUAAUCAAUUAAUGAACAUUUGCCGCCCACAAAAAUUAAGACUCAGAAGUAAGUGCCCUUUUUUAAUGUAGUUGCUCCCGACGCUUCACGUUAGGGAGUUUUUAAAAGAUCACGAGGACGAAGUGACGAACUACCGACUACGCUUGAAAUAAGUUUUGUUACAUGUAUAUAUGCAAAUACUGAAUGCUUGUCAUAACAAAUUCAUCCCAAAUAUGUUUUUAUGUGCAUGGCUUUGUGUUCGGUAAGUUUCAUCUUUUAAUUUUCACAACGUAGCGUGGUCAGUUUCGGUGCUAUGUUCUUUAUUCUGUUUUCAGUACAUAACAGGAAUGUUGUUUUUGCGCUGUAGCCAAGGUCGCUACGGCCCGUACAGUGAAAAGUAUGCUCUGGGGAUAUGUAAAUUUUGUCUGUCUCAGUUAAAGCAAUGCGAAAACAAGUUUUCAACCGUAAUCCGUACCCGUUCUUCGCUGUCGGCAUCUUAAACUCCCUGUUGUCUCCGGCGCUCCUGCACAGAGAGAUCUCGUUUAGCAGACUGUUCCGCUAGCCGUGUCAGUCCGACUUACACCAUGAUGUUUGCUUUGAUUCGUUGGAUUCCAGCUUUUAUCCAGCUUUUCUUCUGCGAAUUAACAAGUCGCUUUAGGACAUUUUCAUUUAUCUGCGUGCAUGGACGAAAUAGUGAUGUUUAGGGACCUCUUUAAAAAUCCCACUUUACAUUAAAGGCCUCGAAAUACGUUUCACCCGAUUUCUAUAAUUUCAAUAAGUUGAAAUAUUGGUGUCACCGGCCACCUUAAGUGAUCCUAAAGACAAACGGUUGUUGUUGUUUUUUUGAAGAGUCUAAUAUCGGUACCCCGGGACAUUUUGCGGAAAGACACUUUGCCGAAAGACACUUUGCCGAAAGACAUUUUGCCGAACGGACAUUUUGCCGACGGUCAUUUUGCCGAACGGACAGUUUGCCGAAAGGACAGUUCGCCGAAAGGACAACUUGCUGAAAAUAAAGAGGUUAUUUCGUCAAAAUGUUUGGGACUGUGACUCAUUUCUCAACUGUGUAAUUCUCAACCAUUGUGUAAAAUAACCAUAAUGGGUCACUAGCUGUGCAUAAUGGUUGUUAGCAGUGCAUAACCAUAUUGACUAUUGGUAGCUUGUUGGUGCAGCGGAUGACCCAUUUGUUUGGAACGUGUUUUGACGUCAGAUCGUAAACAAACAAGCGUAUAUAAAGACGACGUAAGCGAAUUUCACUUCGAGAAUCAUGGAAUAUACAUUCACAGUUCUCGGGGAAAUCACAUUCAUGAAUGAUGUUGAAUGAUGUUAUUCUUCAUAUCGCGAAUUUUCGGUAAACUUGUCAAAAACUUGAAAGAAUAUAAAACGAAACUAUAUUUCACUAUCAAAGUUUAUGUCAUAAAAAUCGACAAUUAAUGACUUUAAUCACAGAAACUUUGACCGUGUAAGCGAACCUUUAAAGUUCAGAAGAUAUCUCUAUUUUCGGCAAAAUGUCCGUUCGUCAAACUGUCUGUUCGGCAAAAUGUCCAUUCGGCAAAAUGUCCGUUCGGCAAAACGUCCGUUCGGCAAAACGUCCGUCGGCAAAAUGUCCGUUCGGCAAAAUGUCUUUCGGCAAAAUGUCUUUCGGCAAAGUGUCUUUCGGCAAAAUGUCCGGCCACCCUAAUAUCAAUGGACUGAAACGAUAUGAUAGCUAUUUUAUUCAAUAUAAAAAUCUCAGUGAGUCUUCCCUCAAAGUUAGGGACCGGUCAUUAAUAAUGGGAGGGGGGAGGGGCGGUGGGUGAGAAAAGCGGGCGGCUUCAAAUAUUUUUGCCUGAAAUGAAGACGGCCUAGAACUGAAAAAUAUGUGACAAGGGGCGCCCCCAAUUUUUUGAUACUCUCCUGCUCAUUUUCAAUCCCUCACCAUUAUCGUAUCCCACAAAAUAUUUCACCUUUUUUAUUUCCUAUAAUUGUAGUUUCCAUAGUUUAUUGCCUUUAUGCAGUUCACCAAAGGAGUCGAAGUAAAUAACAACCAUUUUAAAUACUGGAAUUAAAUAUUGGAAGGGGGGUUGAAUUUUCUAGAUGAGGGUGGGAGCGUCUUGGAAAUAAAGGUCUUGCGAUUGGAGCGGCUCUAAAAAAGUCCAAUAUUUGGUAUUUAUCACCCACCGCCCCCCUCCCAUUAUUAAUGACCAGUCCUUAUACGUUGGCAUUUUUGGAUCAUUCUGUGUGGUGAAGACGACCCUGUUUCUGUUUUAGCGGCAUAAUCAUCUCUCAUUUGCUCAUUGAGAACAGUUUAUAUAUCUCUUUUUCUCUGGAGCAUUUAUGCAAUAUAGAUGUAAAGUAUUAACUGAGAUAUACUUACUUAUCUGUUUAGUCUCUUACUACAGCGAAUCCAAGCAGUGGUGGUGUUAACUCGGCAAGACUGUACUUUCAGUGGCUGUUGUCAUUGUGUGCUUGUUAUUUGUUGCAACUGUUUUUUCCAUCAUCCUGA